AUGUUCUCUCCCGUCUCCCAGAUCAGCCGAAAGGUGAUCAACCGUAAACUGCUACAGAGCUUUUUUGCAAUACCGACAAGCCCAUCUACCAGUAUCUGGCCGAAACGGGUAGAGCUGCUGGAUUCCACAAAGUCACCCGUACAGGUAGUGUCGUCGAGCCUCCUGGCCUCCUACACAUGGGACGAUGUAACGUCGGAUACUGUGGUCGAUAUUGGGGUAGGAGUAGGAGACUUUAUUCGCUGCUACCUGGAGAAGUUUUCCGACGCUACGGUCGCUCCAUUAGAGCUUCCUUCAACUGCAGAGAUUCUCUAG
This is a messenger RNA of Aspergillus tanneri, 312 nucleotides long. RefSeq lists its product as uncharacterized. The record is from RefSeq and is a predicted model, not a curated record. The transcript has a single exon. Lineage: Eukaryota; Fungi; Ascomycota; Eurotiomycetes; Eurotiales; Aspergillaceae. Bases 1 to 312 code for a protein of 103 amino acids.